GCAUCACUCCAGGAGCUUGGCAUUGAUGGCGGUGAGCUGUUGGCCCUGUUGUCGGAUGUGCUGGUGGGAGACUUUGAGUUCUACAUCCCUGGCUGUCCAACUUGUGACCAUGGUUGCGAGAUUCAAAGUGUGCGGUUCUUUGCAGACGGCACUGCUUUGAUUCAAGCUGAGCCCUUCCAUCGCUUCGGCAUCCAGGACAACGAGCCUGGCACGGCAAAGUUUCACUACAAGCUUGGUGAGCUGAAGGGCGCGGAGAGAGAGCUGGAAUUCGUAGAGGCUGACCCCCCAGAACCAGCGACAGUGCCGGCAGUCUACACUGGUACUUUGUAUGUGAGCACAACGGAUCCAAUGUACCGCCGGGUGAAGAUCCCAGUGUUGGAGAUCGACGUGGAAGACGUGCAAUACUUGAAGCGGCAGGCCCGGACUGCCCUGCACCAGAAGCUCGAGUACUUCUUCGGGUUGGGUCGCUCACGACACCAGGUCAUGCAGAUUUGCUACAACCCUUCUGCCAUCACGACCUACGAAGAAGAGGUCCGCGAGGUCUUUUGGUGGAAUUGGCCAUCAAUGCGGCAUCAGGAGGAUGCCGAGGAGGCCAUGCUUUCCCUUGCCGACAGCUACGACUACCCCCACCCCAAGAAGAUCCUAAAGAAGAAGAAAGCGCAGAAGAGAACAGAGGCGGGAGAGGCAGAAGAGAGCAAAAAGCGGUUACGGGCGAAGGUCAGAAAGGUCAAGGCCCCAAGAUGGAAGUAA
Molecule: messenger RNA, 750 nt
Organism: Symbiodinium pilosum
Lineage: Eukaryota; Dinophyceae; Suessiales; Symbiodiniaceae
Source: the annotation of a GenBank genome assembly